Molecule: messenger RNA, 2754 nt
Organism: Oncorhynchus tshawytscha (Chinook salmon)
Lineage: Eukaryota; Metazoa; Chordata; Actinopteri; Salmoniformes; Salmonidae
Product: choline-phosphate cytidylyltransferase A
Exons: 10
Coding region: 516-1613 (365 amino acids)
Biological process (GO): CDP-choline pathway
Cellular component (GO): endoplasmic reticulum
Molecular function (GO): phosphatidylcholine binding; choline-phosphate cytidylyltransferase activity
Source: RefSeq, a predicted model, not a curated record
GUUGUUGUAGUUCCUGUGGAGUAAACUGUCAUUCCGAGGACUGCAUUAGUUAGCUAGAAAUACUCUGUUGAUAAUCCAUCUGUUAGUCUACACCCUAACCAAUGCGCGUCCUCUUCCUAUCGAGCUGGUGGCACAGUUCGAGACAUUGGACUAACAUUACCUGAGUGUUGGGUGCACUGUUUUAGCUAGCUAGUUAAUGAAUUUAGCGUUAUUAACCAACAGUUAGCAAGCAACAGAGAACAAACCAAUUUGGCAGUAACGUUAGGUAGCUAUAAAAGAUUUCCCUAGCACACUGUCUAUGAGCUAGAUAGCUUUCAGCAGUAACGUUAGCUACUUCUACACUGCAAAUCCCAAGCACAGAAGGUUCAGUUAAUGUCACCUCUCCCGGCUCUUACUGACAUCUACCAUGACACCUACCCUCUUUCCAUUUACUGUAACCAGCAUCCUCACCCACUGAGCACCGAUCGACACCGAACCUCCAUGGAAGUUGAAAAGUAGCUGAAAUUUGCCCUUGGAUGGAGGCCCACAGCUCAAGCCGGUCAAGCCUGUCCAGGAAGAGGAGGAGAGAUGGAUCCAAGGGAGAAUCUGAGGAGGUAGAGCGUCCAGGGAAAGUCCCAAAAUCCACCGUGGGUUUAAAAGAUCCCGCCUCCUUUGCUGAUGAGCUGGUGUCGGCUGAGGACACUCCAUACCUGCGAGUCAGCAUGGAGGAGGCCAAGAGGGGAACUCCAUUUCAUAGGCCAGUGCGGGUCUAUGCAGAUGGCAUCUUUGAUGUGUUCCACUCAGGCCACGCCCGGGCACUCAUGCAGGCCAAGGGCCUCUUCCCCAACACGUACCUCAUCGUGGGCGUGUGUAGUGACGACCUGACGCACAAGUUCAAGGGGUUCACAGUGAUGAAUGAGGAUGAGCGCUACGAUGCAGUCAGCCACUGCCGCUACGUGGACGAGGUCGUCAGGAACGCGCCCUGGACGCUAACGCCCGAAUUCCUCGCCAAGCACCGAAUCGACUUUGUUGCCCAUGACGACAUCCCAUAUACAUCAGCAGGCCAGGAUGACGUUUACAAGCACAUCAAGGAGGCGGGCAUGUUUGCGCCCACCCAGCGGACGGAGGGCAUCUCCACCUCGGACAUCAUCACGCGCAUCGUCCGCGACUACGACGUGUAUGUGAGACGCAACCUGCAACGCGGCUACACUGCAAAAGAGCUCAACGUCAGCUUCAUAAAUGAGAAGAAGUACCACCUGCAGGAGCGUGUGGACAAGGUGAAGAGGAAGGUGCGUGACGUGGAGGAGAAGAGUAAAGAGUUUGUGCAGAAGGUGGAGAACAAGAGCAUCGACCUCAUUCAGAGGUGGGAGGAGAAGUCCCGGGAGUUCAUCGGCAACUUCCUGCAGAUGUUCGGCCCCGAGGGAGCACUGAAGCACAUGUUGAAGGAGGGCAGGGGCCGGAUGCUGCAGGCCAUCAGCCCAAGACAGAGUCCCAGCAGCAGUCCCACCCGUGAGCGCUCUCCCUCCCCCGUCUUCCGCAUGCCCUUCUUAAACAAGGCCUUGGCCUCGCCCCACCACAGUGCUGCACGGGGAUACACCGUCAGUGAGGAUGAUGACGAGUCUGACGAAGGUUAGGGCUCCCAUUUCUCGCGUUAGUUAAUCCUGCUCUUCGGUCCAUCGACAGUAUCAACGUUCAAGGCCCUCCAACCAAUCAUCAGUAUAGUGUUGUCCCUCACUUCAUUUUUUCACUCCUUUUUAAAUUGCUGGUGUCCAUUUAAUUUGUACUGUACCACAUCAGUCAGAGGGGGGUUAAUGCAGAAUUAUUUUUUGACAGCCGAUGUUGCAUUUCUCACCGAUAGGAACAUUUAUAGAUAUUAUUUUGAUGCACGCUUCCUACUCAGGAUGUUAUAACCUUAAGUGGGUAGAUUUUUAGUUACCCAUGAGUUUAGUGGGAAAUUCAGUUUUGUCUUCGGUGCACUGUUGCAUUCCUCCACAGAUUAUCUGAAUAUAGUAACCAUCAGUCCCUUGAGGAUUCCCCCUCGGAGUGUUUGUUUGCUUCUGUGAGUGUGUAAACUGCUAGUAUGUGUAGGCAUCUCGAUGUCCUCCAUCCAUGGACUCAGCUUGACCUUUUUGCACAUUAUAAUAAUACUAAUAGUUGGUCUCACUCGAGGUCAGUCGUUGGACAGAGGUUUUCAAAGCAUAGUGCCCAGCAUUUAACUAAAGAACUGGAUCUUGUUCAGUAGGGCUCAAGAGAACCUGUUUUCAGGAGGUUCUAGCUGAACCCAAACACUUGUGUGCAAUAACGAGACCUCGUUUUAAAAAUGACUACAUGCGUAAUACAAUUUUAUCCCUGUUACAUAUCUAUCUCCCUCCUGUAGUUGGGAUCCCUUGAUUUUGGCUGUUGACCCAACCCUUGCUAGUCUUUGUGGCAGCAAAGCAGGUGGUUUUAUUUCCUAUAUAAUUAUUUUAAGCAUAUUAUCGUAACCAUGUUGGAUUGUCUAUACAGUAUAAGGGAUGAUAUAAUCCAUUAAAAUACUGCUUCUCAUUAGGGCAUGUCUAUAUCUCUCUCUUGGUAGCAAGAGUUUUCUGAUAUGUAAGAAGCCAGUACUAACCUUUCACUCUCUGUCAGAUACAAAAUGUACCUGGCUUUAAGUACAUUGUUUUAAACAUUUUAUUGUUUUGGGUUGAGUUUGUUUAGCUCCUGAAUGUGCAGGCAUGAGAUCCCAGGGAACAUGUCAAUGGAAUAAAAAAAAAAUUAAAAAAACUUCAACCGUAA